CCCGGUGGCUGGAGAAGUAUAAGAAGCCUUGACCCUGAUCUUGAGGCACUAGUCGUGCUGCGCUGCCCAGGCACUCCACACACAACCAGUCCGUUUAGGUGCUGGUUUAUUUAACACAGUGAUACCGGAAGCAGGAUGUUGUCACGGGUAUUGUUAGUGGUGGCGCUGGCGGCGGGGGCGAACGCUGCAGCCGCAUCUGUCAAUGAGUCCAGCAGAGAUAGCAAAUUAUUCCCCGUGAUCAACAUCAUCACCUUCGACAAUGCGCCCUGCACGGCCCAGUCCGGAGAAAUGGGAACCUGCUACAGCCAGAAGGAGUGCGAAGGAUUUGCCGGGACCCCGUCAGGCACGUGCGCCAACGGCUUCGGCAUCUGCUGCGUGUGUAAGUGUCUCGGACGUGCGUUCCGGUUUCGCUCUUGGGUGUUCUGAAACUUUGUUCGGCGU
This is a messenger RNA of Penaeus indicus, 441 nucleotides long. RefSeq lists its product as uncharacterized. The record is from RefSeq and is a predicted model, not a curated record. The coding region runs from base 136 to 426 and encodes 96 amino acids. NCBI's taxonomy places the organism in Eukaryota, Metazoa, Arthropoda, Malacostraca, Decapoda, Penaeidae. The transcript has 3 exons.